AUGCCCCCAGUAGUGUGCAAGUUUUGGCAGCAAGGCGCAUGCCGAUAUGGAGAUAGAUGCAGAUUUGAGCAUCCCCCACUCAAUCAAGGCAUCCCUAAUGGCAACCGCUUUGCUGUUCUUCAAAACCAAGACAACUCGAAUACUCGCUCUUCCAGUAGCUACCAAGGUGGAGCACGGAAUACCCCUUAUUCUCUCGACAAAGAUGCCAUAAUUGCAGACCUUUCUACAGAACGGCCCCAAUGGAUUCUAUCUGCAUACGGUCCUGGACGGCAGGCACCUGCACAACUGUUUGGUGGGCCAUUAAGGGAACAGAGUUUUGAAGAAAUGCGUCUUAUGCAUUAUAUGGCUCUGGCGUCGGGGAAUGCUCAGCAAGCUGUACAAGAGGCAGAUAAGUUAUUCCAGGCUUCGGAGCAACAGAUGCAAACCGCACUCAGCAAUGUUGAUGAGGCUAUAAAUUUUAUUAUCAGUGCGGAGAAGGAGCACCCCAAUAGGAUAGACAUUUGCCGCAUGUCCACUUCCGGGCAGGGGUCGACAUCAACUCCAUUCAGUCAACAAAGCAGUACGCCCACUACUCAAGCUUCAGGCGGGGGGAAUCCUUUUGGUGCCCCGAGCCAGCCAGCGGCCAGCUCGCCAUUUGGAACCUCUACAACGGCUUCAACUGGUGUAUUUGGACAGCCGUCAGGUCUAGGGCAGAGACCAAAUCCAUUCGGCGGAACUUCUCAAUCCUUUGGAACGCCUUCGCAACUUGGUGCAGCUGGGGCUUUCGGUCGUCCUUCUGUCUUGGGACAGAAACCAAAUCCUUUUGGAGCUCCAUCAGCUAGUCCAGCUUCAGGCAUUUCGAACACCGCGACAGCUCCGUUCUCAUCUUUUGCCGCAGCUCCAAACCCCUUCGCUCAGCCACAACAACAGCAAGGCACAAAUCCUUUUGGCGCACCAUCACAACCUGCCCAGCAAAACCCACUCAAUCAAACGGCUACCCAAAUCUCAAACCCUUUCGGCUCGGCCAACCCUCCGUCUCAACAACAAAAUCCAUUUGGCAAUCCAAGCUCAGCUCCGUUUGGAGCUCCGUCCUCUAUAUCGGAGAAUCCCUUCGGACAACCUAGCACUAGACCACCAACGAUAGGUGGGAAUCCUUUCGGCAGUGCGUCAACAUCGACGGUCAACCCUUUUGCACAAAGACCUCCUACGCAGGCCAGUACCUCAAAUCCAUUUGGUGCUACCCAGCCAUUUGCUGCUCCCAAUGCAAAUCCGUUCGGUAACCCUCCUGCCGCAAAUGCUUUUAAUGCGAACCAAGCUGUUGGCUCUUCACAGCCAUCCCUUAACGGCGCCGCAACGGUUGGGCAAAAUAGCUCAGAGAGUUAUAGUUCCAAGGGCGUUGACGGAAGAUUGAAGAUGUUCAAGGGUAGGCCAGUUGUGUACAAAAACGAUGAAGCGGGAUUUCGUGGCAAGGAUGGCAGUUGGCAGAAAAUCUGGUUUCCACAAGGUGCUCCAGCUCCUUAUAAAGAUACAGAAAUGGAGGUAUCGCAGUACGACGAGAGCAUAAAAACAGCAUAUAUGCAUCUUCAGCAGUCAGGUUCAUUUGAGGGAGGGGUUAUGCCCAUGAUGCCUCCCAGAAGGGAGUGGUGUUCGUUUGAUUUUUGA
Amorphotheca resinae ATCC 22711 is the source of this 1641-nucleotide messenger RNA. RefSeq lists its product as hypothetical. The transcript has 4 exons. The record is from RefSeq and is a predicted model, not a curated record. Lineage: Eukaryota; Fungi; Ascomycota; Leotiomycetes; Helotiales; Amorphothecaceae. Gene Ontology annotation, molecular function: metal ion binding. The coding region runs from base 1 to 1641 and encodes 546 amino acids.